GUAAAAUUAUUUAUUCAUUCCUUCUUGUUUAUCUUUUUAUUUAUUUUAAUUUUAUAAGUGGCCGGUAUUUGUAUUUGAUCUCUGUUAUUAAUCAAGUUUAAUUUUGCAUGAUCUGACGAUUUUUGGUGUUUCUGGCCUAUGUUUUUGGAAAUAAUUUUCACCUGAAGCUGCUAAUUUUUGUUUCUUCUUCUACCUACUGAAAUUUCUUGCUUCGGAAAUGCCAUAAGCUAGGGUUUUGCAUUGUGUGAUGGUGUCUCGUGUUUUGAAUUUUCUGGUUGAACAUGGCAAUGUUGAAUUUCGUCAGUGUUAUGAUGUAUUUUUAUAAAUGAAGUUUAUUAUAUUGGAUUUUUUAUAUUUAAUUUUUUGGUGAGAUUUUGAAGUUUGAGUGACGCUUUAUUUUUUUUGUUGAAAAUUUUUUAAGUAAAGUUGGAUUCUGGACUUGAAGUAUCGCAGAAGAGAUAAAAUCAAGAAACUGAACAGGAACGUCUGAGAGCUUCGAGUUUAUUGGAUUCAUUUUUAGCUGUUUAACACUGUUGUAUUCAGAUAUUUACGAAAUGGGGACUAAUAUCAACUUCAAGAACUUCACCAACGACCCUUCGGCUGACGCCGGUGGAGGAGCAGGCAGCGCCACCCGCCCGCCGGGGAACUUUCCCUUGGCCAGACAGACAUCUAUCUACUCGUUGACCUUCGAUGAAUUUCAGAACACCAUGGGGGGAAUAGGUAAGGACUUUGGGUCAAUGAACAUGGAUGAGCUUCUCAAGAACAUAUGGAGUGCGGAGGAAACACAGAGCAUGGUAGCCUCUUCUGGUGCUGCCCAAGAGAAUCUGCAGCGCCAAGGCUCUUUGACCCUGCCGCGAACCCUCAGCCAAAAGACUGUGGAUGAGGUGUGGAAAGACAUAUCGAAGGAUUAUGGGAAUGGAGGUGGUACUGCAGCAGCUAAUUUGCCCCAGAGGCAGCAGACUUUAGGGGAGAUGACUUUAGAGGAGUUUUUGGUUAGAGCUGGGGUGGUGAGAGAAGAUGUUCAAUUAGCUGCAAAGGUUAAUGCUAAUGGUGGUUUUCUUGCCGAUUUAUCGAAGACGGGGACUUAUUCUGCUUUAGGAAUGGGGUUUCAGCAGAAUAGGAGCCUGGGACUGAACAAUAAUAAUACUAAUCAGAUUUCUAUGCAUUCCUCGAAUUUGCCUUUGAAUGUUAAUGGGGUCAGAUCAAAUCAGGCCCAGGUGCAGCAGCAACAGCAAAUAUUUCCUAAGCAGCCUAAUUUGGGAUACGCAACACAGAUGCCUUUGCAAAGUAGUCCUGGAAUGAGGGGUGGAAUCAUGGGGAUUGGGGAUCAGGGAAUCAGCGGUGGUUUGAUGCAGGGUGGAGCUUUGGGAAUGGUUGGGCUAGGAGGUGCUGUAACAGGAUCACCUGCAAACCAGCUGUCUUCAGAUGGGAUUACUAAAAGUGGGGAUACAUCUUCAGUGUCGCCAGUUCCUUAUGUCUUUAAUGGAGGUCUAAGGGGAAGGAGAGCUAGUGGUGCUGUGGAGAAGGUGGUUGAGAGGAGGCAGAGAAGGAUGAUAAAGAACAGAGAGUCUGCUGCAAGGUCACGAGCUCGCAAGCAGGCUUAUACUAUGGAGUUGGAAGCAGAAGUUGCAAAGUUAAAAGAGGAGAACCAAGAAUUGCUAAAGAAACAGGUGAUGGAGAUGAUGAAUCAGCAGCAGGGAGUAAAGAAACGUUGCUUGAGGAGGACUCAGACCGGUCCAUGGUAAAGUGCAGAAGAGUAUUGUGAUAAUACAGUUGAAAAUUACAUAUGGUAGGUGGGUGUAGAUAUUUGGGAAACGCCUCUAUUUAUGUAGAUUAAGCAGGAGGGAGUGUUACAGACGAUGACAAAUGAGAGUUUUACUGUUGUAGAUUAAAUCAACCAAUAUCUGUUGUCUAUUUGCUUCUCUUCUGAACUUCUUUGUUAGGUAUAGCAGUGGAAGGGAAGUAAAUGCAUUUGAUCUGAGUUGCAAUUUCAUAUAUGUUUGAAAGCAUGUCCAUUUUUGGUCAAAGAAGUUUCUAAUUUAAAACCUUUUGGAAUUUCUGUUUA
Messenger RNA from Manihot esculenta (cassava), 2065 nucleotides. RefSeq names its product bZIP transcription factor 23. Gene Ontology annotation, cellular component: nucleus. The transcript has 3 exons. Gene Ontology annotation, molecular function: DNA-binding transcription factor activity. NCBI's taxonomy places the organism in Eukaryota, Viridiplantae, Streptophyta, Magnoliopsida, Malpighiales, Euphorbiaceae. Bases 555 to 1745 code for a protein of 396 amino acids. The record is from RefSeq and is a predicted model, not a curated record. Gene Ontology annotation, biological process: positive regulation of DNA-templated transcription.